This is a messenger RNA of Aureococcus anophagefferens, 2349 nucleotides long. Its product is annotated as expressed protein. The coding region runs from base 155 to 1963 and encodes 602 amino acids. The record is from RefSeq and is a predicted model, not a curated record. NCBI's taxonomy places the organism in Eukaryota, Pelagophyceae, Pelagomonadales, Pelagomonadaceae. Gene Ontology annotation, cellular component: eukaryotic translation initiation factor 4F complex. The transcript has 5 exons. Gene Ontology annotation, molecular function: protein binding; mRNA binding; translation initiation factor activity.
GAAGCAGGAUCUGCGCCAAACGCUGCUUUGCCCAGUUUCAUAGUAGAGAAGUCUACGUCUUGUGAUCCACGUGCAGGGAGGCGCCUCGGACCAGGCGGAGCUACACGCAGCAGUGGAGCAGGCGCGGGCGGUGGAGGGUCAGGUGGUGGACGAUAUGGUGGAUCGAUGGACGACCCACGACGUGAUCAGAGCCUACGCCACAAUGGCGAUGGGCGCGCACGCCACCCCAUUCAUUCGCUCAGUAAAAGAUGAAAACGCAGGAACGUGGUCCUGGGUUGCUGACCUUGACGUGGACACAUCUAGGCUCAUCCCUCUAGACGAUUUCGAUUCUGUGGAACAGUUUUUGGACACUCCAGAAUCCGCAAUCCCUGCAGAAAUUGGCGUUGGUCAAUUGCAGCUUCAGCCCUCAGAUUGCUUCCUCAAGAAUGACACUUUGGUAAGUUGCUACUACGCUGCGCAGCGCCCCGGAGUGGUGUUUGCAGUACGUCAUGAUGCUAAGAGUACUUUUGGUAAUGAAAAGACGAAGCUUUUUGGAGCUUUCGGUACCAAGGAAGAGGCUCAACAGGAUGCGAUGAAGAAAGCAUCUUUCAAACGGCUGCUUCUGAAUCAGUGUCAGGAAGAGUUUGAGCGAAAUGUUCGUAGCUCGGGUGGUGCGGCGGCUCUCGAAGCCGCAGCUCGUGAGGCAAAGGAGAAAGCGAAAGAGGACGUCGUCGAAGCGAUCCGCCUUGCUGCUGAACAAGGUGUACCUCCGAUAGAAACACCUGAUGAACUCGAACUUGAAGUGUGGGUUAUGAAACUCAAGCGACGGAUGUUGGGCAACGUGAAAUUCAUUGGUGAACUCUUCAAGCAGCAACUUCUCAAAGAGAAAAUCAUGCAUGAGUGUGUCAAGCUGCUCUUGGGGUCGGUCGAUGACCCGAGCACAGUGCCUGAUGAUGAAUCCAUCGAAGCCGCUGCGAAGCUUUUCCUCACCAUUGGAAAACAGCUUGAAUCUCCUGCUGCAUCAAGAGCAAAGCUUGAUACGUAUUGCAAGCGAUUGAGUAUUUUGUCUCAUGACCAAAAAAGGCUUGCUGCGCGCACUCGAUUCAUGAUCCAAGACCUCCUUGAAUGUCGCAAGAAUGGUUGGAAGGAGCGACACGCCAAGGAUGGGCCCCAUAAGCUCGGCACCUCGAAGAAUAAUGCAGCAGCACAACACCAAGUCAAGAAUGACACUCAAUACCGACGCGAUCAGGAGCGAAAUAUGGCUCGGGAGCGACAACGCCAGGUUGUCCAGCACCAUCAACAUAACCAGGGGCAUCGAACACCUAGUACAAUCAACACUUCGCAAGAUGCACGCCAGACGCGACACACCCCGCCAUCAACUGUGCGCAUCCUUGCCCGUGACCAAUCCUCGCAGACGGCUACCAAGAUUGGCGGUGGUAUCAAAAACAAGGACUCUGUGACACAUUUAUCCUGGACCGAUGAACGAGUUAAAAAUCGUGCCCGGUCUGCACUCGACGAACAUGCUGAGCUUGGUGAUGCUGAUGAGCUCAUUGCCUCCCUUGAUGAGGUCCCCCAAUCUAACAGAGGAUACAAACAGGCCUUCGAGCUUGCUGUUGGACGCAUAGUUGAAGGCAAAGACGUAGAACGAACGACGGCUCUCGAAGCGGUGCGCGCUCUUGUCGUCAAAACACGACUGAAACCAAAUGACGUCACUGAAGCUCUUCUUGAGACCCUCGAGUUCCUACCUGAUAUUGCUAUUGAUUCACCCAAGGCCGUGAACCACGUGUCUGAGCUUCUAGCUACUCUUCUGAAGUUGCACUUGUUGGACUGCGACUGGCUAACACAAGACUUGGGCAGAAAGAUAGGCGACCCGGCUAAUCAUCAUGUGCCAGAGCGAACAGCGCUCUUCGGCCAACUUGCAUCACACUUCUCCAGCGACUCCGAAUUUUCCCAGCUCGAGGAUCAUUUCAAGCAAUUUGCGUAAAUUGUCGGAUCUACCAUUGUAUUAAGUUAGGAACUUCACGAGUAAGGCUGUAUCCAAGUAUAUUCAGAUGAGUUUGGCGCGGCGGAAUGGCAUCGUCGAAUAACAACCCCCAGCUGCUUUUUUAGGGUUUCGGUCCAUAGUAGCCUUCCGGAUUUAGCCGCUAGUGUGAAAAGGCUUCAUGCCGAGCCCUGGAGCACCUGCGCGCUCUGUCACGUUCGAUCUCCGAGCUGGCUAAAGGUAGCAAGGAGCAUGGGAAGAGGAAGGCACAGCUGCGUCUGGGAUCAAGCAUCGGUGCUUAGCGAGCCCCGAGUCCCCCCAGGCCCCCGCCCCUUCGGCACGCGGGAUGCUGACAACCCCGGGUACUGGCCAGGCAGCCCCCCGCCCCC